UGUACAAUGAACUAUCUCGCGGGCAUUUGGCGCAAGGCAACCUGUACGGACAGCUCACUGCAGACGUCAGAGUGUUCGAAGGAUUCAACUCCUUAACAAGUUCAAGCCUGAAAAUCAGAUAAGGGAUGUUUUCUGCGUUCGGCUGAUCACCCUACCUGCACCCCCGCCCUCGCUGCUGCUGGACCAGAAGGCGUCACGCGAGCAGCAGACACAACGCGGACACGCGGAGGAGGAAAGCAAAGAAAAGGACAGCAUGUGUGCACCAUCUCCUGAGUUGAGUUACCUGUAGCCUACCUGUCCGACCCGAGCAUGCACAUUGGCCCGCCUGCCCAUUGCAGCAGUCCAGACUUGGAUCACCUUACACCCAUAAUGGCUAAUAUAUUCUUGAAUCAUUAUCUUAACCCAAUUACCGAAGUGUCUGUGUCCCACUUUCAUAGGAAACACGCGCGCGCGCGCACACACGGGCCUAUGCUCACAUACUUGUAUGCAAUUAUGCACGCUGUGGCGAAAAGAGAGGAUGCGUUCGGAUCUUCGGUUCCUUAUCCGGGGACUCCCUCUAACGCCGCGAUUGGGCCGCUGCAUCACGUGGUUAAAGUAACUUUACAGGGUCGCUCGCUAGUAGGAGGGCUUUAUGGAGCAGAAAAACGACAAAGCUAGAAAAAUUAUUUUCCACUCCAGAAAUUAAUGAUCAUGAGCUCGUAUUUGAUGGACUCUAACUACAUCGAUCCGAAAUUUCCUCCAUGCGAGGAAUAUUCGCAGAAUAGCUACAUCCCAGACCACAGCCCCGAAUAUUAUAGCCGCACGAGGGACACUGGCUACCAGCAUCAUCACCAGGAGUUGUAUCCUCCGCGAGCGACAUACCAGGAGCGCCAAUAUAACUGUGCAAGCAUCCCCGAGCCUGACACCCAGCCAGGGCAUGGGCUACCCCAUUCUGGGCACCUGCUUGCUGGGAAAGGGCAGCCAGCGCCGUGUGAGCCCCCACCAUUACCCACUUCCCCCUCCACCCCGUCGACCGCGUCCUCCGCCUGCAACCAAGCUGCACCGGAGCUUCCAAACAGCACAGUCUCCGCCAAGCAACCCGUAGUAUACCCCUGGAUGAAGAAAAUUCACGUCAGCACCGUGAACGCCAGUUACAAUGGAGCAGAGCCCAAGCGGUCUAGGACUGCUUACACUCGCCAGCAGGUCUUAGAAUUGGAGAAGGAAUUCCACUAUAACCGCUACCUAACUCGGCGAAGACGCAUCGAGAUCGCUCAUUCCUUGGUACUCUCCGAACGACAGAUCAAAAUUUGGUUUCAGAACCGCAGGAUGAAGUGGAAAAAAGACCAUAGGCUACCAAACACCAAAGUAAGAUCUUCAUCCAGCACGGGCACCUCUGCCGGGUCCAACACAACAUCAUCAGCCGGCGCUGUGGCGGCUACCGCGGCUGCAAACACCGUCGCAGCUUCCGAGGAACUCUCCCGGAUGUCUGGAGCCGAACGUGGCGAGGAUAUUACAAGGUUAUAAGACAUAACUUUCAAGAGAAGGAGAGAAAGAGACUGGUUAUUUAUAGAAUAUAAUAUAUUUUGGUUCUUCGUAGAUUUCUUGUGCGUAAAGAAAAACAAAAACAAAAAACAAACAGAAAGGUCUUCCUUUAAGUCCACAGUUAUAUAAAAUGCAUGUUAUAUAGCAUGGAUUUUCGCGAAUACCUAUGGAUUGUUUUUACGCUACACAGGGUUUAAUUUAUUUGACAUUGGAAAUAAGAGAAUGAUUUUGGGGAAAAAUGUUUCGGACGAAGGAGAAAGAAGUGGGUUUUUAUCCAAAUGUUUUGUGGGCUACUCGUUGGCCCAUUCGCCUAGGUUAAAUGCACAAUUGUUCUAUUUAUUUGGAAAACCAGACUGGAGAGACAUUCCUUUUUUCUAUGUGAAAACGGCCAGAACAUAUCUGGGAAGGCACUGACCUUGAACGUUUUUCUUGAUCUGAAAUUAUUGCUGUGAUUUAUUUGGCGUAAUUGCAAAAUUAAGAUUUUAAAUUAAGAUUUAGUUUGUGGUGAUAACGUUGUGUUUUAGGCUGAUUUAAGCAGAUCAAUGUGAAAUGCAAUAAACUAAGUUUAGUGUAUUUGUGAUAAUCAUAGUGCUCAAUAAAACAGUGAGUGUCAAUUAGUUUUA
Molecule: messenger RNA, 2144 nt
Organism: Anguilla rostrata (American eel)
Lineage: Eukaryota; Metazoa; Chordata; Actinopteri; Anguilliformes; Anguillidae
Product: homeobox protein Hox-C4a
Exons: 6
Coding region: 685-1503 (272 amino acids)
Biological process (GO): embryonic skeletal system morphogenesis; anterior/posterior pattern specification; positive regulation of transcription by RNA polymerase II
Cellular component (GO): nucleus; nucleoplasm
Molecular function (GO): RNA polymerase II cis-regulatory region sequence-specific DNA binding; DNA-binding transcription factor activity, RNA polymerase II-specific
Source: RefSeq, a predicted model, not a curated record